AUGGACUCCCUAAAAAGUGUGCGGGAGAAGGUCCCUAACGCGCUACACCUCUAUUCCGACUUCAUCCUCAAAAACCAAUCUUCCGUUACCCAAAUCGAAUCGGCUUUGCGCUCUCUGACAUAUAUAAUACCCGGUCGAUUUCGGGAUGCCGAACUCGCAUCUGAAUCCCUACAUUCUUCUAUUCAGUUACUCUCACUUUAUCAUGAUACCCUUCUCUCUCGCGCCCUAUCCAAACUCCCCGGUAUGCCCAGACAAAAUGCACAUAAUCGAUAUACCAAAUAUUGGGUCAAGGGCAAUCGGAUGUAUAGAAGAAUUGCCAUGUUACUGAGUAUGAUACAGUAUACCGAGUUAUUAUGGGAGAUGAUGGCCAAAAGGAAAGGAGAGAAGAUGAGAUGGAGAGUGGUAGUAUUUCUUGAAUUUAUCAAGGCAAUCUGUAAACUCCUACUUCUAAGAAUCACCAAAGGACGACCACUUGUUACACCACCUCUUCCCGAACGUGAUAUCAUACCCGAGGAAUCACUUACGGAAACCGAGGAAAUACCCCCUUGGCUCGAUACCGAUGACACGGCAGCCAUGCGAGAAGAAGAGAAGCUCCGCAAGAAUCGCGAGGGAAAGGAAUACAAAUUAAAGAGAACAGGCUUAACACUUCCAAAUCUUCCAAAUCCAAGCGACGUCACAAAUUAUCUACUUUCCAAAGUUCUCGUUGCCGACGAUAUCAAAGCGCCAAUCUCGCUUCUUAACCCCCUUACUCUACCUUCUCAAUAUGCAGAAUACAUGCACAUUCUUCAACCCGUCAUCUAUGCCAUUGCUCUCUCCCAUUACCGCAAGAAUCCUAAGUCCUGGAAACCUUGGGCUAUAGGCCUCAGCAUUGAAUAUGCUGCACGCCAGCUCCGCAGCGAGAAUUAUAGAACUACUCCUCUUGAGAAAGAACAGUGGAAUAAGAGAGGCUGGGCAAUGGGAUGGUGGGCCUUACGAGGUGCUUUCUAUGAAAAUGUUACCAAGGGAUUCUUGCACAGAACAAGUAACCGUUUGCCAAGUUUUAUUGGAGGUGUGGUCGAGGAUUAUUUGUGGUUGUGGGAUGAGUAUUACUUUAGUACAAGUCAGGAUUAA
This is a messenger RNA of Botrytis sinoallii, 1110 nucleotides long. RefSeq lists its product as uncharacterized. The coding region runs from base 1 to 1110 and encodes 369 amino acids. Lineage: Eukaryota; Fungi; Ascomycota; Leotiomycetes; Helotiales; Sclerotiniaceae. Gene Ontology annotation, cellular component: peroxisomal membrane. Gene Ontology annotation, biological process: peroxisome organization. The record is from RefSeq and is a predicted model, not a curated record. The transcript has a single exon.